Messenger RNA from Saccharomyces kudriavzevii IFO 1802, 1029 nucleotides. RefSeq names its product microtubule-binding protein BIM1 (gene BIM1). NCBI's taxonomy places the organism in Eukaryota, Fungi, Ascomycota, Saccharomycetes, Saccharomycetales, Saccharomycetaceae. Gene Ontology annotation, biological process: protein localization to microtubule plus-end; spindle assembly; regulation of microtubule polymerization or depolymerization. Gene Ontology annotation, molecular function: microtubule plus-end binding. Bases 1 to 1029 code for a protein of 342 amino acids. Gene Ontology annotation, cellular component: cytoplasmic microtubule; spindle midzone; microtubule plus-end. The transcript has a single exon. The record is from RefSeq and is a predicted model, not a curated record.
AUGAGUGCGGGAAUUGGCGAAUCACGUACAGAGUUACUUACAUGGCUGAAUGCACUUCUCAACCUAAAUUACAAAAAAAUUGAAGAAUGUGGGACUGGGGCAGCAUAUUGCCAAAUAAUGGAUUCAAUUUAUGGAGACUUGCCGAUGAACAGAGUUAAAUUCAAUGCUACGGCAGAAUACGAGUUUCAAACAAACUAUAAAAUCUUACAGAGUUGUUUUAGUAGACAUGGCAUUGAGAAAACAGUAUAUGUUGAUAAGUUAAUCAGAUGUAAAUUUCAAGAUAAUUUAGAGUUUUUGCAAUGGUUGAAGAAGCACUGGAUUCGACUCAAAGAUGAAAGCGCGUAUGAUCCAGAUGCAAGACGUAAGUACCGUCCAAUCACGACGAAUAACAGCGCAACUAAGACGCGGACAACAUCCAAUCCUACCAGCACAAGAAGGUCGUCAAGCACAGGAACAGGCAGCGCCGUGCCAGGAAGUUUGUCAACAAGACAUACAUCGCUGGGGGUGAACACCAGCAGAAAAACUAGUGUUACGCAGACUCAAUUGGUGGCAAUGCAAGCAGAGUUAUCCAAGGCUCAGGAAACAAUUGGUUCCCUGAAUGAUGAAACAGAACAGUACAAGGGGACAGUAAGCACUUUGGAAAUUGAAAGAGAAUUUUACUUCAACAAACUGCGUGAUAUUGAGAUACUCGUCCAUACCACGCAAGAUCUCAUUAAUGAGGGCGUUUACAAAUUUGAUGAUGAAACCAUCUCGGGUCACGGUAACGGAAAUGGAGGAGCUUUAUUACGGUUUGUUAAGAAGGUGGAAAGCAUAUUGUACGCUACUGCGGAAGGAUUUGAAAUGAAUGGUGGUGAGGGGGAAAUGGAUGAGAAAUAUGUUGGCGAACAUGGCACUGUGCCGAAUGAGAACGGGUAUGAGAACAUCAAUGACAACGACAACAAAGACGGUAAUCGUGAUGUGAUAAUGCAAAAUGACGGAAGUGAGGUUGGAAUGAGCAACAAUUUGAUUAUCGACGAGGAAACGUUUUGA